Ceratosolen solmsi marchali is the source of this 7429-nucleotide messenger RNA. It is a transcript of the gene alpha-Spec, whose product is annotated as alpha spectrin. Lineage: Eukaryota; Metazoa; Arthropoda; Insecta; Hymenoptera; Agaonidae. The record is from RefSeq and is a predicted model, not a curated record. The transcript has 7 exons. Gene Ontology annotation, molecular function: protein binding; calcium ion binding. The coding region runs from base 95 to 7366 and encodes 2423 amino acids.
UUAGUUGUUCUGUGCCACACCCGUGCGGCCAUUUUGGCCUAGCAAGUGCGAAGGUAGGAUAAGUUAAAAGGGCAUUUGAAGAACUAGUUUAAUAAUGGAUCAGCAAAUCACACCAAAGGAGGUAAAGAUACUUGAAAAUCCUGAAGAUAUUCAGGAAAGAAGAGAACAAGUACUGGGUCGUUAUGCUAAUUUUAAAGCCGAAGCUCGAAAUAAGAGAGAUAAACUCGAAGAUUCUCGUCGUUUCCAGUAUUUUAAAAGAGAUGCAGAUGAACUUGAAGGUUGGAUCUAUGAGAAACUGCAAGCUGCUUCAGACGAAAGUUAUAAAGAUCCGACAAACCUCCAAGCAAAAAUUCAAAAACAUCAAGCUUUUGAAGCAGAAGUGGCAGCUCAUUCUAAUGCAAUUGUUCUGUUAGAUAAUACUGGAACAGAAAUGGUCGCUCAACAGCAUUUUGCUCAUGAUAUAAUUCGUAAAAGACUUGAGGAAUUACAUCGCCUUUGGGAACUACUUCUUUCACGAUUAGCUGAUAAAGGUUUGAAACUUCAACAAGCCUUGGUUCUAGUACAGUUCAUUCGUCAUUGUGAUGAAGUAAUGUUUUGGAUUCAUGAUAAGGAAGCAUUUGUAACAACAGAUGAAUUUGGCCAGGACUUAGAGCACGUAGAGGUGUUGCAAAGAAAAUUUGAUGAGUUCCAAAAGGAUAUGACAAGUCAAGAAUAUCGUGUGACAGAGGUAAAUGAACUUGCAGACAAAUUACUACUUGAUGGACAUCCGGAACGUGACACAAUUUUACGACGUAAAGAAGAACUCAAUGAAUCUUGGCAGCGUCUCAAACAAUUGGCCAUUCUUCGUCAGGAAAAACUUUUUGGCGCUCACGAAAUUCAACGAUUUAAUCGCGAUGCCGAUGAAACUAUGGCGUGGAUUGCUGAAAAGGAUGCUGUUCUCUCAUCCGAUGACUUCGGUCGCGACCUUGCAAGUGUGCAAUUAUUACAGCGUACUCAUGAGAAUGUCGAGCGCGAUCUUGCUGCUCUUGAGGAUAAAGUAGCGACUUUAGGAGCUGAAGCUGAUAGACUUGCAGGUGUUCAACAGCCUGAACACGCUCAACAGAUUCAAACUAAACGUGCCGAAAUUCUUCAGUCUUGGGAGGGUCUUACUUUGAAGGCCAAAGAGCGUCGCCAAAAACUUGACGAGUCACACAGUUUACAUCGCUUUCUUGCAGACUAUAGGGAUCUCGUUUCAUGGACUAACGACAUGCGUGCCAUUAUUUCGGCUGACGAACUUGCUAAGGAUGUAGCUGGAGCCGAAGCUCUUCUGGAGCGUCACCAAGAACACCGCGGUGAAAUAGAUGCACGUGCAGAUAGCUUUGAGGCUAGUACUCUCGCUGGUGGACGUCUUCUCGAGCGUCAACACUAUGCUGCCGAGGAAGUUGCUCGUAAGCUUGAAGCUUUGAGCGCUGAACGUAGUGCUCUUCUCGAACUGUGGGAACAACGACGAGUUCUCUAUGAGCAAUGCAUGGAUUUACAAUUGUUCUAUCGGGAUACCGAACAAGCAGAUGCUUGGAUGGCCAAACAGGAAGCUUUUCUUGCUAACGAGGAUCUUGGUGACUCACUUGAUGGGGUUGAGGCUCUUGCUAAGAAGCAUGAAGAUUUUGAUAAGUCUCUCGCUGCUCAAGAGGAAAAAAUUCGUGCUCUUGACGAGUUUGCGGGUAAACUCGUUGAAGGGGGGCAUUACGCAGCUGAUGAAGUAUCCCAACGUCGCUCUCGACUCCUUGAACGUCGCGCUUCUUUAUUAGAGCGCUCGGCGCGUCGACGACGGGCUCUCGAGGAUGCUUAUCGGUUACAACAAUUCGAACGUGAUUGUGACGAAACAGCUGGUUGGGCUCAUGAGAAGCUGAAAUUCGCAACGGAUGACAGCUAUCUUGAUCCCACAAAUCUUAAUGGAAAAUUACAAAAACACCAGAAUUUUGAACAGGAGUUGGUAGCUAAUCGAGCACGCAUGGAAGAACUCGUAGCUCAAGGUGACGCAUUACGCGCAGCCGAGCAUUAUGCAGCUGACCGUGUCGCUGAACGUAUUGAUGAAACAGCAGCACUAUGGUCAGAAUUAGGAAGAGCAAGUGAACGAAAAGCUGCGAAACUUCAGGAAGCGGCGCAACAGCAACAGUUUAAUCGUACGGUUGAGGACUUGGAGUUAUGGCUGUCAGAGCUUGAAGGUCAAUUGUUAAGUGAGGAUUUGGGAAAGGACUUAACAAGUGUACAGAAUUUGCUUAAGCGACAAGCCUUACUCGAAGCAGAUGUAGCUUCUCAUCAGGAACGCAUUGAAGCAGUAGCUCGAGCUGCAGAACGUUUCGUUGCCGGAGGACAUUUUGACGCGGAUAAUAUCAGAACGAAGCAAGAGCAAUUAGCCAGUCGAUAUGCAGCACUGACUGAGCCGACAUUUGCCCGCCGUCAGCGUUUGCGUGACUCGUUACGUGCCCAGCAGCUAUUUCGUGACCUCGAAGAUGAAGAAGCUUGGAUACGAGAAAAGGAGCCAGUAGCAGGAAGUGCAAGUCGUGGUCGCGAUCUUAUAGGCGUGCAGAACCUUAUGAAGAAACAGCAGGCUGCUUUAGCAGAGAUCAGUAAUCGAGAAGCACGGCUGGCGGCAGUUCGCGCAGCGGCUGAAGCGAUGCUCGUCGAGGGUCAUUUUGCUGCUGAGGAGAUCAGUCAGCGGCUUUCUGGCCUUGAGGAACGUUGGGCGCAGUUGAAGGGACGUGCACGUCGCCGACGCGCAGAUUUAGAAGACUCAUUACAAGCGCAGCAGUAUUUCGCCGAUGCAAAUGAGGCCGAAUCUUGGAUGAAAGAGAAGCGACCAAUUGUCGUAGGUGCAGAUUACGGUAAAGACGAAGACAGUAGCGAAGCCCUACUUAAAAAACAUGAGGCUCUACUCAGCGAUCUGGAAGCCUUUGCUAGUACAAUUGGGGCAUUGGCGGCCCAAGCAGCAGCCUGUCCCCAACAAGAAACUCCCGCGCUUGAAGCAGCUGGCAAGGAAUGUGUACUCGCACUUUACGACUACGCAGAGAAAUCACCACGAGAAGUUUCAAUGAAGAAAGGAGACAGCCUUGCUCUUCUCAACAGCAGUAACAAGGAUUGGUGGAAAGUCGAAGUAAACGAUCGUCAGGGCUUCGUACCAGCGGCAUACGUUAAGCGAGUUGAACUAGAAACGGGCUUAGGGGCUUCACAACAGAGUUUGACACGUGAGCAGGGCUCGAUUGGAGCCCGUCAAGCACAGAUCGAGGCGCAAUACAGUGAAUUGUUGCGUGUAGCACGCGAACGCCAGGAGCGACUUAGCGAAACAGCCAAAGCCUAUGUAUUAGUACGCGAAGCUGCUGAACUUGCAGCCUGGAUCAAAGAUAAAGAGAAUCAUGCUCAAGUUCAAGAUGUAGGUGAGGAUCUUGAGCAGGUUGAAGUCAUGCAAAAAAAAUUUGAUGACUUUCGUGCAGAUUUGAAAGCGAAUGAGGUGCGCCUUGCGGAGAUGAACGAGAUCGCGGUACAGUUGGUAAGCCUCGGACAAACAGAGGCCGCUCUUAAAAUUCAGACGCAAAUACAAGAAUUGAAUGAUAAAUGGACAGGUCUUCAAACGCUUACAGCGGAGCGGGCGAGUCAACUAGGCUCAGCCCAUGAGGUACAACGCUUUCAUCGAGAUGUAGAUGAAACUAAGGACUGGAUACGAGAAAAGGACGCGGCUCUUAAUAAUGAUGACUUAGGCAAGGAUUUACGAAGCGUACAAGCGUUACAACGCAAGCAUGAGGGUCUGGAACGUGACUUGGCGGCUCUAGGGGAUAAAAUUAAGCAACUCGAUGAAACGGCUAAUCGGUUAAUGCAAUCACAUCCAGAUACAGCUGAGCAGACGUAUGCAAAGCAAAAAGAAAUCAAUGAGGAGUGGACGCAGCUCACCGCUAAGGCCAAUUCACGCAAAGAGAAACUUCUUGAUUCGUACGAUUUACAACGUUACCUUAGCGACUAUCGAGACCUUAUGUCCUGGAUUAAUUCAAUGGUGGGUCUAGUUGCAUCCGAGGAACUCGCCAGUGAUGUUACGGGCGCUGAAGCACUACUUGAACGUCAUCAGGAACACAGGAUGGAAAUUGACGCGCGAACUGGAACCUUUCAGGCUUUUGAACUUUUUGGACAACAACUCCUUCAGUCCAACCAUUAUGCCAGUGUUGAAAUUCAGGAAAAACUCGAAUCAAUGAGUGAAGCUCGUCAAGAAUUAGAAAAAGCUUGGAUCCAGCGACGCAUGCAACUCGACCAGAAUCUUGAGCUACAACUUUUCUGUCGUGAUUGUGAGCAAGCUGAAAACUGGAUGUCAGCCCGAGAAGCCUUUCUUGGUACCAGUGGUGCUGAGGCCUUGGAGGGCGAUGGUCCCGAUAAUGUUGAAGCUCUCAUUAAGAAGCACGAAGAUUUUGAUAAAGCUAUUAAUGGCCACGAAGAGAAAAUUGGUGCCCUACAAACUCUGGCUGAUCAAUUGAUCGCUGCUGAACACUAUGCCGCCCGACCUAUUGACGAACGCCGUUGUCAAGUUCUCGAACGCUGGCGACAUUUAAAAGAGGCUCUCAUUGAAAAGCGCUCACGGCUUGGUGAGUCUCAAACGCUGCAGCAAUUUUCGCGCGAUGCUGAUGAGAUGGAGAACUGGAUUGCUGAGAAAUUGCAGCUUGCAACCGAAGAGAGUUAUAAGGAUCCAGCUAAUAUUCAAUCAAAGCAUCAAAAGCACCAGGCGUUUGAAGCCGAACUUGCAGCUAAUGCUGAUCGCAUUCAAUCAGUUCUCGCUAUGGGCGGUAAUCUCAUCGAUAAACAUCAAUGUGCUGGUUCAGAAGAAGCUGUUCAACGACGCCUGGCGUCAAUUGCCGAUCAAUGGGAGUACUUGACACAUAAGACUAGCGAAAAAUCAAUGAAACUAAAGGAGGCUAAUAAACAGCGCACUUACAUAGCGGCUGUUAAGGACCUUGAUUUCUGGCUUGGUGAACUGGAAAGCCUAUUAAGUUCUGAGGAUGCUGGUAAGGAUCUCGCAUCAGUGCAAAAUCUCAUGAAAAAACAGCAACUUGUUGAAGCAGAUAUCGCUGCCCAUGAAGAACGAAUACGUGAUAUGAAUGCUCAAGCUGAUUCGCUUAUUGACAGUGGUCAAUUUGAAGCAUCGGGUAUCCAAGAGCGACGACGUAGUAUAAACGAGCGUUACGAACGUGUUCGCAAUCUCGCGGCUCAUCGUCGUGCACGACUCGCCGAAGCCAACACUUUACAUCAAUUUUUCCGUGACAUUGCGGAUGAAGAAUCUUGGAUAAAAGAAAAAAAACUGCUAGUUGGUUCUGACGACUAUGGACGUGAUCUUACAGGUGUACAGAACUUGAAAAAGAAACAUAAACGCUUAGAGGCAGAGCUUGCAAGCCACGAACCUGCAAUUCAAGCUGUCCAAGAAGCUGGUGAAAAACUUAUGGAUGUUUCGAACCUUGGUGUUCCUGAAAUCGAGCAACGACUUCAAUUACUUGGUCAAGCCUGGGCCGAGCUCAAGCAGCUGGCAGCUACUCGUGGACGACGACUCGAUGAGUCCCUCGCAUAUCAGCAAUUCCUGGCGGAGGUAGAAGAAGAAGAAGCGUGGGUCGCGGAGAAACAACAAUUACUAUCUCUCGAAGAUUACGGUGACACAAUGGCUGCAGUUCAAGGUCUUUUGAAAAAGCAUGAAGCCUUUGAGGCAGAUUUGGCUGCACAUGGCGAGCGCUGCCGCGAAGUGCGAGCCGCAGCCGAGGGUCUAUUAGCUGCAGGUAAUCAUCGUGCUGAAGCCAUUAGUCAACGAGGUCAGCAGCUAGCGACACGACUUGAUCAGCUUGGGACUUUAGCUGCAAGGCGCAAAACUCGGCUCGCCGAUAAUUCAGCUUAUUUACAAUUUAUGUGGAAAGCGGACGUUGUUGAGUCAUGGAUCGCAGAUAAAGAAACGCAUGUACGCUCAGAGGAAUUUGGUCGAGAUCUAUCUAGUGUUCAAACUCUUAUAACGAAACAGGAAACUUUUGAUGCUGGUCUGCAUGCCUUUGAGCACGAGGGCAUCCAAAAUAUCACAGCUUUAAAAGAAAUGCUUUUGGAAGCAGGUCACGAACAAGGUCCUGCAAUUCGUAAGCGUCACGCAGACGUAAUUGCGCGCUGGCAGAAACUUCUUGCAGAUUCCCAAGCACGCAAACAACGUUUAUUGCAAAUGCAAGAUCAGUUUCGUCAAAUUGAGGAGCUUUAUUUGACGUUUGCUAAAAAAGCGUCAGCCUUUAAUUCGUGGUUCGAAAAUGCAGAAGAAGAUCUUACAGAUCCAGUACGUUGUAACAGCAUCGAAGAAAUUCGAGCCCUACGGGAGGCGCACGCCCAAUUCCAGGCAAGCCUCUCAUCAGCUGAAGCUGACUUUCAGGCACUGGGCGCCCUUGAUCGACAAAUCAAAGGCUUCAAUGUUGGUCCCAAUCCGUACACUUGGUUUACCAUGGAAGCCCUUGAGGAUACUUGGCGUAAUUUACAAAAGAUUAUCAAAGAACGUGAUGUCGAGUUAGCAAAAGAGGCUCAACGUCAAGAAGAGAACGACAAAUUACGUAAAGAAUUUGCGAAACAUGCCAACGCCUUCCACCAGUGGCUUGCAGAUACACGAACUUCUAUGAUGGAAGGUUCAGGUUCACUUGAGCAACAGCUUGAGGCCACCAAAAGAAAGACACAAGAAGUCCGAGCGCGCCGACAGGACCUAAAAAAAAUUGAAGACUUGGGCGCUAUAUUAGAGGAACACCUCAUUCUUGACAAUCGCUACACGGAGCACAGUACGGUAGGCCUCGCUCAACAGUGGGAUCAACUCGAUCAGCUAGGUAUGCGCAUGCAACACAACCUCGAGCAGCAAAUUCAAGCACGAAACCAGUCCGGUGUCUCAGAGGGUGCUCUCAAAGAAUUCUCAAUGAUGUUCAAACAUUAUGAUAAAGAUAAAAGUGGACGUCUCAACCAUCAAGAGUUCAAGUCCUGUCUACGAGCUUUGGGCUAUGAUUUACCUAUGAUGGAAGAAGGACAACCCGAUCCAGAAUUCGAAAAUAUUCUUGAUAUUGUUGAUCCAAACAGAGAUGGAUUCGUGUCUUUGCAAGAUCAUAUGGCCUUCAUGAUUAGCAAAGAGACCGAAAAUGUUCAAAGUUCGCAGGAAAUCGAAAAUGCUUUCCGAGCUAUCACAGCUGCAGAUCGUCCUUAUGUCACGAAAGAGGAAUUAUAUGCUAAUCUUACAAAGGAAAUGGCAGACUAUUGUGUGGCAAGAAUGAAAGCGUAUAUUGAUCCUAAAACAGAAAGACCCAUCACCGGUGCUUUAGAUUACAUAGAAUUUACGCACACAUUGUUCCAGAAUUAAUUUAUCUUGACUAUGGCAUAUUUUUUAAAGAAUGUAUUAAUUAAAAAUAUAUUGCUUAAUUCA